This is a messenger RNA of Gymnodraco acuticeps, 8801 nucleotides long. Its product is annotated as sorbin and SH3 domain-containing protein 1. The record is from RefSeq and is a predicted model, not a curated record. Bases 224 to 4588 code for a protein of 1454 amino acids. Gene Ontology annotation, biological process: cell-substrate adhesion. The transcript has 28 exons. Gene Ontology annotation, molecular function: protein binding. Gene Ontology annotation, cellular component: cell-substrate junction; cytoplasm; nucleus. NCBI's taxonomy places the organism in Eukaryota, Metazoa, Chordata, Actinopteri, Perciformes, Bathydraconidae.
GACGCAGCUGAGGCCGGUGAGGGUGAAGCGCUGACAGGACACUGGUGGAGAGCAGCCGUCGGCGCACACAGCUCAGUGAAGUGUGUCUGCAGCAGCCAGCAUAACACUGGAUUACCAUCACACAGAGGGCUCUCCAGAAGGGGGCGGCGUGAGACCGACCACGACUCCCACCCCACGCGGUCCUCGAUCAGUCUCCGCUGUCCGGAUCACGCCUCUGAAGACCAUGAAAGGCUCUCCUGACCUGAUUCCUGCCGCAGAUUUGGACCCCAGCAGAGUGUGCAAAGGGAAAGGAGUGGUGACUCUUAGGGCCACCCUGGUCCAUAUAGACGAGGAGGGCUGCAUCAGCCGAGAGCCAAACGUCAUCACAGCGCCAAGUGACUGGACAGGCCAGAUUAAUGGAGACAGCUCUAAAGCAGGAUUGGCAGAGGAAGGCAGCAACAUCACAGCUGAUUUACCACCUGUAAAUAACACUCAGUGCAAGGCAAAUUCACCAGAGAGCAUAAAAGCAAACCAGGCUCUAUGGUCCAGUGAUAUCCAAAACUGUGUCUCGUCUCCCUCCGGCUCUGUUUACCCCUGCACGAGCACAGUGAACCCCACCAUAGUCCUGCUGCACCACAACAGAGAGCAACAAAAGCAUCUUUCUCAUUUUCAAGACCCAACCCCAGAAAGGGACAAAAGCCCUGAUCCGGGGAGGGACUCGGUCAGUCCGGAUGAUAUGGACUUGAAGAGGCUGCGGCUGUCUCUGCACUCCCCUGACUUCAGUCCUGUCAACAAGCCCAUUGUGCCUGUACGGAACACAGAAAAGUCCAAAGACUGGUACAAGACAAUGUUCAAACAGAUCCACAAAAUACCUGAGGCUAUAGAGGAAAACCCUUACCGUCCCACCUACAUUUUCCCCGAGAACUGUGAUAUUCAGAUGAAAUCGAAAGAUGAUUGUCCCACUCCCUUUGGUUACUUGGAAGAUGUGAGAGCAGUCCCGCGCUCUAAGAGUGAUGCCGAGAUGGAUUCAAGAGGCCGCUCGAUGCCCGUGCCAACGCGCUCCUCUUCCCUCAAACCCUCUGCCAAAAGGAACGAGUGGGAGCCCCCGGAUAAAAAGGUAGACACCAGGAAGUACCGCGCCGAGCCCAAGAGCAUCUUCGAGUACGAGCCAGGGAAAUCGUCGGUGCUGAAGCUGGAGAGAACGACUCAGGAUGUAAAUCCAGAAGAUGUAAAUGUAAAGAAUGAGCCUUGGUAUAAAUUCUUUUCAGAGAUGGAGUUUGAGAAAGGGAGUGCCCCCUCUUUCAGCCCCCUGGAAACAGCCUCCGACCUGCAGCACUACUCCUCAAGCAAGUCUGGACACAGUGAGGUGGAGAAGGACGGAGGAUCAUCCUCGAGUGAGCCCGGCGCUCCAGAAUGCGAACGCCAUGUUUACAAGAGUGUCCUGGAGGGCGGCGACAUCCCCUUACAAGGUCUACGGGCCCUAAACAAGCGCCAAGCCAGCUCCUCCUCCUCUAAAGUGGAUUAUAAAGGUGGGAAUGGCUAUAUAAUUUCACCCUGCUCCUCUGUAAAUAGUCGAUCGGUUCUUGCCAGUAAUGCAAUAGGUAGCCAGUGUAAGAGUAUGAAGCCUCUUUCUGCUGCCAAAGCCUGCAUACCCCAAAUCCUGCCCUCUAAAUUCAAGCCCAAGCUGCUGCCGCCCAGUGGUGACAGUCAGGAGAGCAGGACUAAAGCUGUCCGGCACCCAAAGGCCCACAGCUGUGAGGAGCUGUACACGGGGCCCUGUGACACAGACUGUUCCGGAGCAGAGGAAAGGGAGAGCGAGCAUUAUGCAGACUCCAGCUCAGAGUGCGGGGACCGCUUCAGGAAUGUUUCCCCCACAAUCAGGAGGGGCGCUUCAGAGUUCUCCAGCCUGUACAAGAGCAUGCACCACAUCCAGCGGCCCAGCUCGGCCGGCUGCAGCCCCAACGGCAGCGUCCGCAACCUGGCCUCUCUUUUCGAGAAGUCAAAAGCCGAGGGGGGUGAAAGGUCUGAGGCGGAUGACGGGGGUGACAUUCCACGGGAGGCAGUGUCGUCACGGGUCAGCGAGUUUGAAAUGAUCAUCCAGCGGUCCAGCUCCGCGCCCAGCCGCUCCUCCUCCAUGCCCACCCUGAACUCCGGCCACAGCCCCGACCACAGCACCGCCCAGCUCUUCAUGGCCUCUGCAGUGUCAGCGGAGUCCCUUUUGGUAACUAACGCCACCCAGAUGGACCGCUGCACCCCAGUGGAGGCAGAGGGCAAGAGAUGUGAGGAGGAGACCGUGUCACCGGGCGAUGUGAGCGCCUCCUCACAGGAAGGACAUGUCAGGAGUGAUUCACCCUGUAACACUGAGGAGGAGGUCGAGCAGAUCCUCAGUAAAGCCCCAGAACUGAUCCACCAACAUGUAUCAAAGAGUCCCUCCAUGCAGCUUCCAGCAUCUCCGCAACACAACCAUCUCCACCACCACCAUUUGCUACACCACCUCAACAAUCAACUCCUCAAACCCAGCAAAUGCAAAGGCUCUUGCCCCGCCUCCUACACCCGCUUCACCACCAUCCUCAGGCACGAGAGGCAGCAGGCCACCAGCCAACAGGAGAGGCCGCCCCCUGUGGAGAAGAAGACCACGCUGCCCGGGAACCUCCUGCUCAUGGGCCCCGCUCCUUUCAGGUUACGGAAGAACCUGCAAUCCCACCAAAGUCGUAGGACCCUGUUAGCCACCAAGGUGACAACGAGCACCCAGAGGCCCAGCGCUUUUUCCCCCGAGCCCAGGCCCCUAAUCCCCCAGCGCCUCUCCUCCCUGGAGGUCCUGGAGAGGCUGGGGAACGGGGAGGGGAGCCCCACGGACCAUCUGAGUAACGGGCAGGGCUUGGACGCCAACGGGAACCUCCUGCAGCCGCCGGCCGCUCACCGCAGAGACUCUUCCCCAGUUCUCGGGGAGAGCCAGGAUGAAGUAAUGCGGAGGCGUCAUGGGGACAAAGAGAAAAUCUUGGAGGAGCAGCGGCGGCUGAAGCGGGAACAGGAAGAGGCCGACACGGCGUCAAGGCGACACACAGGCAAUGUCCCCACGCACCACCAGUUCAUCACCAACGAGCGCUUCGGAGACCUGCUCAACAUCACAGAUAACACGGAGAAGAGGAAAUCAGGCGUAGAGAGAACUCCAGCUAUGGCUCGCUUCGACUUCAGAGCAGAAACUCUAAAGGAGUUACCGUUUCAGAAGGGAGACAUCAUCUUCAUUAUUCGACAGGUGGAUCAAAACUGGUAUGAAGGGGAACACCACGGAAGAGUUGGCAUUUUCCCUCAGAGUUACGUAGAGCUCCUUCCCCCCACAGAGAAGGCCCAGCCAAAGAAAAGUGCCCAAGUGCAGGUACUGGAAUACGGAGAGGCUCUCGCACGCUUCAACUUCAACGGGGACACGGUGGUGGAAAUGUCUUUCAGAAAGGGGGAGAGGAUCACGCUGAUUCGCAGAGUUGAUGAAAACUGGUAUGAAGGGAAAAUCGCCGGCACCAAUCGCCAAGGCAUCUUCCCCGUCACAUACGUAGAAGUGAACAAACGACCCCGCAUCAAAAAUGGCGUGGACUACCUGGACCCUCCUGUCAGCCAGUCGCCACAGCGCAGCCUGAAUGCUUCCCCUCAACUGUACCGUAAUCGUCUGACCACCUCCCCCCUGCCCCUCCCUCGCUCCCCCCGCCGCUCCGUGUCCCCCGAGGUCCACGCUAUCUCCUCUGAGUGGAUCUCCCUGACUGUGGGAGGCGGGAGCCCCCCCGCCGCACCCACCCCUCCCCUGCCGCCGCUGCCCACCGUGUCAUAUCGCUGCGGCGAGUACCUGCCCCCGCCCUACUCCGCCAGCCCUGUGCCCCUCAUCAGCGGCAGCCCAUACGGUAUCUCACCCAUGGCCUCCCCAUCCGCCUCCCCUCUCCCCCCGCCUUACCCGCCCAGACCCAACUCCACCACUCCCUUCCUCACGUUCACCCCGCCUCAGGGGGAGGACUUUCUUCGAUUCCGUCCCAGCAUGAGCCCCUGCGGAGGGCCGGUGCUGGAGGGCUGGUUGAGGGGGGAGAAGGAGUUGACAGAGGGGGAAGGCACAGAGGGGGACAGGGGCCACGCAGCCCCGGGCAGCAGGCGAAAUAGCCCUGCAGAGUUUGUGAGGAAUGAGGCUGAACAUCAUGGACGCAGCUCCAGAAGCCCUGUGAUGCUGUUUGACAUCCAAGACAACAACAAUGUCAACUCGUUAGCGGAGGCAGUGUGUAAUGAGAUCUUGAAUAUAGCUGAGACCUCGGUGAGGUAUUGCAGCAACCUGUCCCACCACCCUCAUGACUCUGUCAAUCGACUGCACCCCCACCCCAGUAAACAAUCUCUCAUCAUUUCCCAGCAACCCCUGUCCCACAGCAGCAGCCCGGAGCCCAACCGUCUGAGCUGUGGAAUUUUCCAGGCCCUGUACAGUUACGUUCCUCAGAAUGAAGACGAGCUGGAGCUGCAUGAGGGAGAUCUCGUCAGCGUCAUGGAGAAGUGCGAUGACGGUUGGUUUGUUGGUACCUCAAAGAGGACGAAACUGUUUGGGACUUUCCCCGGGAAUUACGUGAAGGAGGUGAAACUGUAAAAAUGUCGGCUGUAACACAUGGUGGCCUGUGAAGCUUUGGAAGUCAUUACUAUCGCGCAUGGCUGUUGGUUAGCAAAGUCAUUUAGCCGGGCGAAUCCAUUUUGUCUGGGAAAGUGAUCGGUUCGGCCUGAGGUAUGUCAGACGGAGAGGGGCGGAGAGAGAGGCCGCUCACUGCCUAGACCUCAGCACGGUGUACACCUUGAGCACAAUUUACACACUUCUUGACAGAAAUCAUCCGUCUCCACAUGUGGAAUUUCUCCGUGAAAAUCUACCAUAAAGUAGCUUUUAUUGUACAGAUAAUAGCUUUCAUGUUGUCCAUCUAAUAUACAGUACGAGUGUUCACGUAGCACGUCAGUCCGGAGGCCGGCAGCAGAGCAGAGUAUGGAUUAAAGAGUGGAUCUUAUUUCAUGAACGCAACUUGGGAGGAUUCAGAAUGUAAUUUUAUGGGACGUGUGUUUAGAGCUGUUUGUCAUGAGCUACCUUUCAGGAACAGAGGUGUUUAUUAUGAUUAGCUAAGUACAAACCAUGCCUCUGCUUCCAGAAGAAAACCUACAGUGUUUGGAUCAAUAUAUGUAUGAAUUUUAUAUACAUGUCCAACAGGAAAUGUUACUUUAGAUCUGAGAAAAUUACUUAAAGUGGACCUAUCAUGCUAUAUUUGAAACAUAUAUUGUAGGGCCAUACCCAUAUAAAACAUGUCUGUGAAAAAUACCAAACAGAUCCUGCAUUUUAGCCAUGCCUCAUUUCGCUCUAUUUGCUCUUUUCCAGCCCUGUUUUUGCAAGGGCUGAUUCUGCUUUUGUGGCAGACUACAGCGCCACUUACAGGCCUGGCAUAUGUACUACAGUGUCUCCAGCGCUUUCGAGCGGUCUCUCAUUCCCCUGAUAGGUGGAGAGUUGCCCAUAUAGGCGGAGCACCCCUUUUCUGACAUCAGAAAAAUUCAAAUCUGUAUCAGCUCCGUUGCAGCCCUGUUUUUAGAGAUUUGGGUAUGGAGGAAAGGAGAGAGGGUUGUGUUUUCUGACACUUGGUGACACACCGGGGACACAUAUUCAUGUAUAAAAGACGUACAAAAGUGCAUUUUGCAUGAUAGGUCCCCUUUAAAAUGAGUGUCCUCUUGAAGUUUAAAUAAUCAGCCUUGUGUUUGAUGACCUUUUACUUUCUGUUACAUGUCAUGAAUCAUCAAGAAGUCAGUAUUUUUAGAACAUCUCAAUCAUUACAACUCGGUGUAACCUUAAGCUAUAGAUACCAGUUCAGUAUUGCCUUUAUUUUCUAUUUAAAGGUUGUUAUAUAUUACGAUUAAUACUUUAAAAAGUGGGAUUUUAGCUUCUCUUUUUCAAAGUAACCACAGCAAACACAAAUACAGGACUGUGUUGCAUGUCUGAUAAAAGUGAAGAGAACCCGUCUAUGUGCAUAUCCUAUAUUUUCAGAAUCUAUUUAUUUGUCAUUUAAUAGAAGUGUUUGCUGAUGGGUGAAGCCUGUAAGGUAGCUGGUGGUAAACGCUUUGCUCCAACGCAACUACAGACAGGCGUGGUAGCACUUAACUUCCUGUUUGGUCAUUGAGGGAGAUUCCACCGAACAACAUAAUAGUAGAUUAAUCACAAAAAGAACUAAAUCAUGUUUUAAGUAAAGCCAAAAAGGUGAUUUUUUUUUAAGCAUUUUGAAAUUUUACCACGCCCUUACUGACUAGAUUGUAUGUUAGUUUUAGCUAUGUAAAUGUGUACAGAAAACUUUAAGAGGCCUUCCAAAUAUGGCUACAUAUUUUCAUAUGUUAUGACUUGGAUACAGUUAGUGGAAUGAUUUAAAUAAUAAGGUCAGCAUGCACUGUAUAAAUCCAUCAAAUUGGAGCAUGAAACACGAUCAGCCAUCGCCUGAAUGUUAGCCACCGUUAGCUUUAAGCAAACAGCAGUGAUGACAGGGUUGACUGUCUGCUCUCUGAGCUUCAAUAACUCCCUGUUGGAAGAUGGCUUUGAGUUCUGCUAUCAGAGCAUCAGAGCCGUCUUCCUGCGAGAACAGAGCUCCCACAUCUCCUGCACCAUCACGUCCCGUAACACACGCCACAUGUCAGAAUAGACCUUCUACACGCACAGAUGGAAAAAUGAUAGCCAUUGUUUUUCUCUGCUCCUUUUUUCAUCAAAUUCCUUGUUGUCGUCAACCGCUGCACUGUGCUCAUCAAUCUCAAAUAGCACUUGAAAAUCAGUUUUAGCACGUGUUACGACCUGCUCAGGCUUGCAGAGGGAUGCAGUUUUUUGUAUGGUGAUUGCUAAGUGUUAUUUUAAAGGGAAAGUUCACCCCAAAAUCCUAAAAUGCAGGUUUUUCCUCCUACCUGUAAUGCUUUUUACUGUAUCAAUCGAGAUGGUUUUGGGGCUAGAGUUGGAGACAUUACCUGUAAAGAUGUCUGCCUUCUCUCCAAUAUAAUCGAGAGAGAGAGAUGGCACGCUUGUGGUGCUAAAAGUGCCCAAAAACUCAAAAGCAAGGUAUCUUUCCAAAAAGCUGGACCCGGUUACUCAAGAUAAUCCAAAGACCAUGUAGUUUUAUGUAGGAACUAUUUUCUUUCUAUAUUAUCACUACGCCUGCAUCUAUUAAUGGACGAUUCACGAUUCAUUCUCUCAUCCAAGCUAGCUAACUUUAUAGCUUAGCCAAAGAAGAUGCCAUUAUGUUUACUUUUCAGGCUAGCUUCCUUCUGCGUGGCGACACGGUUAUUGGGUGUAGUUUGGUAGAAAGAAAGUAGUUCCUUCAUGAAACUGCUCCAAAUAAGGACUGUGGAUAAUCUUGAGUAGCCAAAACAGGAUUUCUGUAAAGAGAUAUUCCGUCGGAUGUUUUCUAUUUUAUUUUUCUGGCACUUUGAGCACCACUAGAGUGCCGUCUAGUUCCGUUAUUUAGGGAGAAGGCAGACAUCUUUACGGUCGAAAUCUGCAACACUCCGCAUCUCACAAACUCUACAUUUGAAAUGACGAAUAGCAUUACAGUUAAGGGAGAUAACAUGUAUUUUUUAUUUUUGAGUGAACUGAAGUUGGAUCAUUUUCCCCAAUCCACACAUGUCUAAUCAAACAGUGCCAGACUAUCAGAAGGCCUUUCUUUUUAGUGUAAUGUGAAGUUCUGAAAGAUAAAACAGUAGCUCUCACUAAAUCUAAAAGUGUAUGUUUACUAUAUCUUUGUUUUGUUUAUUAUUAUGUUUUGGCUACAGCUGUGCAGCAAUGAUAAACAUUGACCUGAUUGGAACAUGGUUUGAAGCUGUUUGUGGCUACCAUAAGUGAUACAUGAAGUUUAACAAUUGACAAAGUGCAGUCAUUUAACAAAAUUUAGCAGCAAUCAGUGUUUGCUGUUGAGACAAAUUAAGGAGGUUCUUCCUGUCACCACUGACAAUUUUGCCAACAAUAGCAAAGGAAUGUUUUCUCAAGACAAUACGCUGCAUUAUGGGUUUGCCUGUAUAGCACUGAUAUCAUAUUCAGGUAUUUUGUUCCACCACAAAGCAUGUAUUUCCCUCCACUGCUGGCUAAACAUUCUUGUUCCUGUGUAACUCCGGCCCAGCAUGAAUGUGUUAAAGAAACAAACUAUCUGAUGGAUUGAUAUACAUUUAGUCACAACACAACUCACUCUAGAUUGUCUCGUGCUCCAGAAAACCUCACAGGAUGUAUGAAUGUAUGAAUAUAUGAAUGUGGCGCAAUGCAUACAUAUGUAAAAAUGCAGACUAUUAGGCAGCAUGGCACACAAAGGAUUGUAAAUAUGUAAAAUAAAAAAAGGACUGCUGUCACUUGCAGCAGUUUAUUUACCUGAAGGAUUUUUUUGCUAAAGCACAGAGUGGAGCAUUACCGAGCAAAGGAAGUUUGACGCAUAUGAACAUUACGCUGCCAUUUGUGACGAUCAUAAUGCCUUAUGUUAGAUGCGAAAUUGUGCCUCAUUUUCAUUCAUUCCUGUGGGAGUAUCACUGAAAUGUAUUCAUGACAUAUUUAAUGUAACCAUGGUUUCCCCAUUAGUCCUAUAGUCUCUGUGAUGGGAGAACAUUUUGCUAAGAACUUGCAAGUACCUAAAAGUGUGACACAAUGCUUUAAACGUAAUGAUUAAUAAUCAUAAGAAUGGACUAGUUUGAGACGCACAACCUGCAACAGGUUUGGUUUGUUUGCUUCAUUUUGCAGUGCUGUUACAUUGACAAUAUUAAAAUAAACUAUACACUGCUGUGACUUCGGUAUUAUGCAAUAUUUAAUAAACCGUUUAAACCAU